Messenger RNA from Seriola aureovittata, 3747 nucleotides. RefSeq names its product ddb1 and cul4 associated factor 6 (gene dcaf6). Lineage: Eukaryota; Metazoa; Chordata; Actinopteri; Carangiformes; Carangidae. The record is from RefSeq and is a predicted model, not a curated record. Gene Ontology annotation, molecular function: protein binding. Gene Ontology annotation, biological process: positive regulation of transcription by RNA polymerase II. The transcript is spliced from 21 exons. The coding region runs from base 288 to 3323 and encodes 1011 amino acids. Gene Ontology annotation, cellular component: cytoplasm; Cul4-RING E3 ubiquitin ligase complex.
CUGCGAGGAGAAAUACACCAGGCUAGGCUAGCAGGACGGACAGUUAGCAGCCCGGAGAGCAGGGGUACAGUCGGAGUAAACUCAGCCGGACCGCAGAGACAGGACCGGAGCGACUCUUCCUACCGGCAAUGCAAAGGCUGAGUGUCGCAGCGAGCUAACGUUACAGCUGUCCCGACACACGGGGACUGAUCCCGAUGGUAAAAGCUGAGAGCGACGAUAGAGAAAAGGCGACAUCAACAGGAAAGGGUUAGCUUAGUUUCAAUGUUAUUGUUAAUUAAAAGCCACAUAUGGUCACAAUGUCCUGCACUGGCAACCUGGUUUGGGAUGUAAAUAAACGCUUAAUUGGAUACAACGAGCCUAACACCAUCAGGACCAACUAUCUCGGUAGAAGAGAGUUUGUGCAGAGGCUUAAACUUGAAGGGACACUGAAUGUACAUGAUGGCUGUGUCAACACUAUAUCCUGGAACGACACAGGAGAAUACAUCCUAUCGGGGUCAGACGACACCUUUUUGGUUAUUACGAACCCGUACAACAAGAAGGUCAAGAAGUCCAUACGUUCAGGUCAUCGGGCAAAUAUCUUCAGUGCGAAGUUCAUGCCCCACACCAACGAUCAGCAGAUCAUCUCCUGCUCCGGCGACGGCAUCAUCUACUACACCCACACUGAGAAGAGUCCCGAGUACAACAGACAGUGUCAGUUCACCUGCCAUUAUGGAACAGCUUAUGAGAUUAUGACGGUACCAAACGACCCCUACACGUUUCUGUCGUGUGGGGAGGACGGCACGGUGCGGUGGUUUGAUCUACGCACGAAGACGAGCUGCACUAAAGAAGACUGCAAAGACGACAUCCUGAUAAACUGUCGGAGGGCAGCGACCUCUAUAUCCAUUUCUCCCCUGGUGCCGUAUUAUCUGGCCGUGGGCUGCUCUGACAGCUCCGUGCGAAUCUACGACAGACGCAUGCUGGGCACCAGAGCGACAGGUAACUACAUGGGCCGGGGGACGACGGGCAUGUGCGUUCGCUUCGUUCCCGCUCACCUGUCCAACAAGUCGUGCAGGGUGACAUCUCUCUGCUACAGCGAGGAUGGUCAGGAGGUGCUGGUCAGCUACUCCUCCGAUUACAUCUACCUGUUUGAUCCCAAAGAUGACCAGGCCCGAGAGCUGAAGGGCCCGUCUGAGGAGAGGAGGGAGGAGCUGAGGCAGCCUCCAGUGAAGCGCCUCCGUCUACGAGGUGACUGGUCUGACACUGGACCCCGAGCUCGUCCUGAGAGUGAGAGAGAGAGAGACGGGGAACAGAGCCCAAAUGUGUCUCUGAUGCAGAGGAUGUCGGACAUGUUGUCUCGUUGGUUUGAGGAGGCCAGCGAGGCUCAGGGCAGCAGAGGCACCCGACCACAGACACGACCCCGAGGAACGGCCGUCCGUCCAGAGGGGGCGUCGAAUACUCAGGCUGCCCCCGCAGGAGACUCCAGUCAGGAGUCCAGUGCCCCUGGGAGGCCUGUGGGGACAGACGCUCCAGAGGUACCUGCUGGUCCUGCUGCCUCCGCCGCCGCUGCCCCCGUGCCUAAAUCCACUUCCUCUUCCUCCUCAGGGUCAACAUCAACAGUCACAGCACCUCCUCCUUCCAGCUCCUCAUCAGUGGAGAGUUCGGCCCCUUCCUCGUCCCCCGUCACCUCCUCCCCUGACUCAGAGCAGAGGAGUCAGGCCGACACGGCGGGGACACCCACGCCGACGGCCACGCCCACCUCAGAACCUGCACUCUCAGAGUACGGUCCUCACCGGCUGCCCAUAAGUUUAGUGUGUAGGCGUUUGCAGAGGUUACUACGGCUGGCCGACCCCCCAGGACAGGGUCAGCGAGCGGCCCAUUCUUCUUCUUCCUCCGCAGCCCCUGAGAGACAGUCACAAAGAGCUGCUACCUCUGCUGCUGCUGGUGCUGCUGAGACGCAACCCCGUACAGAUUCCCCCUCGUCUGUGGUAAACAAACAGCUGGGAUCCAUGACUCUUGAUGAACAGCAGGGAGGAGCAGAAGCUGCAGGUUCACCUCCUGAUGAAUCUGUAUCUGCACCAGCCACCAGCAGCGCUUCCACCACCUCCUCCUCCACCGCCGCCACCACCUCCUCCUCUUCCUCCUCCUCCUCCUCCUCCACCACCACGGCCGGCACCAGUCGACCGAGCGCAGCAGAGCCGGUCCUCAGCCUACACUACAGCUCAGAGGGAACCACUACCAGCACCAUCAAGCUGGACUUCACUGAUGAGUGGAGCAGCACGUCCAGCUCUAUGGGCAGCGGAGCUCCCAAAACAUCUGAGGCCGUGGCCGCACAGAGCAGAGCGAGUGUGAAGACGGAGAGCUCAGUGUCGGAGCAAGCUCCCUCUGAGUACCCGAAGCAGCAGAGUGUGCCGGCCGCCUCCGCAGAGCCCCCGUGUGACGCCUCCUGCUCCGGUGCCGCCGGCAGCUCGUCGGCUCCGGCCCCGGCGGGCGGCCCCUCUGAGGGCAACGGCGUGGCGUCUUCACCGGCGGAGAGGAGUCAGCCGGAGGGUACGGAGGACACAUCGGGAGGCUGCAGGAGAGCGGAGCCCACAACGGAGGAGGGCCACUGUGGGAGGGGGCCGCAGUGGAGAGGCCCUCUCUCACCAGAGUGGGCGGGCCAGAGUCAGCCCGCACGGGGCAACCAGGACUCUGAUGACAGCGAUGACGAUCCGAUACUCAUCCCAUCAACGAGGCUCAGGGGACAGGGACAGAGAUUUAAUACCAGAGGAUCUGCAGUAGGAGAUAGGAUGAUCAGACGCUCGGCGGCAGCUCGUAUCCAGGAGCUGUUUCGCAGGAGGAAAGAGAGAAGGGAGAUGGAGGAGAGCGAGACCCAGAAUAUCAGGAGACCCUCAGUCAAAAUGGUCUACAAGGGUCACCGCAACUCCAGGACAAUGAUAAAGGAGUCGUGUUUCUGGGGCAACAACUUUGUGAUGAGCGGCUCAGACUGCGGCCACAUCUUCAUCUGGGACAGACACACGGCAGAGCACCUGAUGCUCCUCGAAGCCGACAACCACGUGGUGAACUGCCUGCAGCCGCACCCCUACGACCCCAUUCUGGCUUCUUCAGGGAUAGACUAUGAUAUCAAAAUUUGGUCGCCACUGGAAGAGUCGCCAUCUUUCAACAGAGUCCUCGCUGAUGAGGUAAUAACUCGGAACGAGCUCAUGCUAGAGGAAACGAGAAACACAAUCACAGUUCCAGCCUCUUUCAUGCUCCGAAUGUUGGCCUCCCUUAAUCACAUCAGAUCAGAUCGACUAGAAGGCGAUCGCUCUGAAGGUUCGGGCCAGGAAAAUGAGGAUGAGCAGUAGCCUGCUGGCAUUUUAUUAUAAAGAAAACACUAUUUCUUCUUGCUGUAUAGCACUUGAAAAAAAAACGAGAUUUGUACAAGUAUAGUGUAGAAUACUUCCUUUUGAAAAUUAGUAUAAUUUCUAGCCCCCCUGUUUUUUUAAGAUGACUUUCUUACUGAUGUUUCUGUAUGAGGAUAAACUACAUUUGUGUGAAUGCAAAAGGAAAGGACGUCAGUAUAUAUAUAUAUAUAUUAAGUGUGAGAAUAAUGGCGACUGGUGUGCAAGGAUGUUAAGUGCAAUAUUAUUUUGUAGGAGAGAGUGAGCUUUGAUCAGUGUUAACGUGUGACAUUUUGGAUUUGUAGCACAAAGCUAAGAAUUGUUGAUGUGCUGCUCCGGCAGUUACGCAUGUGAACAAGGACUUUAAGUAAAACAAACUUGGAAAAUG